Messenger RNA from Myotis lucifugus (little brown bat), 1704 nucleotides. RefSeq names its product receptor-type tyrosine-protein phosphatase zeta-like. The annotation marks the transcript as partial. The transcript has 4 exons. The record is from RefSeq and is a predicted model, not a curated record. Lineage: Eukaryota; Metazoa; Chordata; Mammalia; Chiroptera; Vespertilionidae. Gene Ontology annotation, molecular function: protein binding.
UUUGUAGCUCAGAACCAGAAAAUGUUCAAGCCGACCCAAAGAAUUACACCAGCCUUCUUGUUACAUGGGAGAGACCUCGAGUCGUGUAUGAUAACAUGAUAGAGAAGUUUGCAGUUCUUUACCAGCAGUUAGAGGGAGAAGACCAAACCAAACAUGAAUUUUUGACAGAUGGCUAUCAAGAUCUGGGUGCUAUUCUCAGUAACUUACUACCCAAUAUGAGUUAUGUUCUUCAAAUAGUAGCCAUAUGCACUAAUGGCUUAUAUGGAAAAUAUAGUGACCAGCUGAUUGUCGACAUGCCUUCCAAUGACCUUGCCCUCAAAGCAUUUUGUAGAUCGGGACACUAUUGAACUAAUGAGAUGCUAGUGUGGACACACCAUUUAAUCUUCAUGAAUGUCUCAGUCCUUUAAAACAUUUUAUAUUGUAAUGAUGUUUUAGUAGAAGAUGGUAUUGGAUUUAUGUUUCACUAUGAUAUUCAUUUUAAAAACCAAGGGUUAAAAACAGAUAAAUGAUCCUUUAAUUAUUCUUUCAAAAACUACGUCAUCAAAAGUCAAUUUACCCAAAGUUUGGGGUCUUCCUGUUUUAUAUAGAAAAAAGAUUAGUUCUCUUACAACUCAUCCUUUCUGAUUUUAAAGGCUGCAGAAUCAUUCUAAUCAAUAUGUUUUCAAUUCAUUAUUGAAAUUACAUUAUGUUAAAUAUUGUUUCUAUGGUAAAUACACCACAGUAAAAGUCAUGGUUUAGUGUGAUGGUACCUUCAAGAUUUGUGAAGUUUGUGAUUUACGUGGCUAAUAUAGAUGUAAGUAGAUUUCAGUUUGCUUAUUUCAUUGUCUUUGCUAGUACCAUUUCAUCCUGUUUAUCAUGUUGUUUCAUUACUUUAGUAACCUUGUAAUAUGUCCUAUUGAAUUACUCUAUUAUUAUUUUGGAUAAACUGUUUUGUAAAUACUGUAUUGUUUAUUGCUUCUGCUCAAAAGAAAUGAAGGAGGUCAUUUAUAAUUGCCCUUAUUCUUUCAAUCGAAGAUUUCAAAUACUUUAAUCAAUAUCUGUGAAGGAAACCUCAAUCUUCCAAACUGUGCAUUUAACUUUGGCUCCUUUGAUUAAGUUAUUGCUUUUGCAUUAAAUUAUGUUUAUUGUGUACAACAGUAUCACCAUACACUGGUGGCCAUUAAAUAUUAUUAGAAUCUGCUGUUUUAAAAUAAAUGCAUAAAUUCAUAUUCAUAAACAAUUUAACUUUGUCAAGGAAAACUUUUUAAAUUUAAACAGAAAGAACAUUCUUUUCAAAUACUUUGCAGAAAAUUAUAUUUAUAAAUAAAUAAUUCGCAAAUUUGUUUCUAUUGUAACUGACAUAAUUGUAUUUGUUUCUUUUCUAUAAUGUAGAGCUAAUUCCUAUACAUUUAUGGAGACAUUAUGUAGGCACAUGUUUUAGGGCCUUGGUAAUUAUGCGUUCAAUUUAAAUGCAUGGUGAAUUAAAUCAACACAGUUUUCUGUUAUUGUGUGCUUUUCAGUUGUGUAACAAUUGUCUUUGUUAAAUCACUCUACAUCUGUCCUUACCCUGCCUGUACCAUCCUAUGCUAUGGCUAAUAUAAUAUAAUAUAAUAUAAUAUAAAAUAUCACAGUUUGAAGAGAUCGCAGUCCACAUUGCUUUCACCUUUUGCACUGUGAAACUUGGCUUACCUUCAAACAAUUAAAUAAGUCUUGCUUGCCACCCUA